AUGACUUUCCAAGAAACGAGGUCUCUUGAAGCCAAAUGUCUCUGCGGCUCGAUUCACUUCACACUUGAUAUCCCAGUGGCUUCCCUCCCACUGUCAGUAUACCUUUGCCAUUGCAGCAUCUGCCGACACUCAACAGGCGCACCAGCGGUUUUCCACUCCGUUCUGCCCAAGAACACAACGCCAAACUUCAUUUCUCCCUCGAGUGAGAAGAAGUUGACUUCUUUCAAGCCCGCACAAGACUGUACUUAUGACUUUUGUUCAACAUGCGGCUGCCAUGUGGCUGGCGUCAGUUUCGACCGCAAGGAAUGGACUAUCGCGACUUCAAUAUUCAAAGACCACGGGCCGGACUUGUUCCAAAUCACGUCGCACGUUUUUUCCAAGUCUGCCCCGGGCGGAGCCAUACCAGCUGUAUUAUCCAGGAUCGGUGAUCGGGAAAUCAAGCGAUGGAACCCGCCCGACGACGACCCAAGGGCAAAAGUCAGCAAGCCAACAGCAGAGGUCGGAUCAAAUGGCGAGAGCCGCCUGCGAGCGCAGUGCUUCUGCGGCGGAGUGUCAUUCACAUUCAGUCGGCCCAAUGACGAGGUCCUCAGUGACGCGUUCAUGUCCAAGUACGUGUCGCGACGUGACAAGAACACAUGGCUGGCCACAUACGACGUUUGCGACGACUGCCGUCUUGCCAACGGCACUCAUGUCGCAGGGUGGACGUUUGUCCCUCUAACACUGUGCCAGCCGCCCAUCAAGACAGACUUGAGGAUUGGCACAGCCAGGACGUACGCCUCGUCAGAAGGUGUCUUGCGGUCAUUCUGUGGAACAUGUGGUGCGACUGUCAUGUAUUCCUGCGCUGCACGAACGCCUACCGAGGAACAGGCCGUUGUUGAUAUCGCGACGGGUAUUUUGAGGUGCCCCGAGGGUGUUAUGGGCGAGGGCUGGCUUACGUGGAGGGCGAGACUGGCGUUUGAGGAGACGGGCAUUCGAUAUGACAAGGGCUUCAGUGAGGCGCUGAGAGAUGGGAUGAAGGCUUGGUCUGAGGAAAGGUAUGGUGAGGCGUUGACGAUGACUAUUGAGUAA
Metarhizium album ARSEF 1941 is the source of this 1068-nucleotide messenger RNA. Its product is annotated as DUF636 domain protein. The record is from RefSeq and is a predicted model, not a curated record. Gene Ontology annotation, molecular function: carbon-sulfur lyase activity. Bases 1 to 1068 code for a protein of 355 amino acids. NCBI's taxonomy places the organism in Eukaryota, Fungi, Ascomycota, Sordariomycetes, Hypocreales, Clavicipitaceae. The transcript has a single exon.